Messenger RNA from Momordica charantia (bitter melon), 756 nucleotides. RefSeq names its product signal peptidase complex subunit 1. The record is from RefSeq and is a predicted model, not a curated record. Gene Ontology annotation, biological process: protein targeting to ER. Gene Ontology annotation, cellular component: membrane; signal peptidase complex. NCBI's taxonomy places the organism in Eukaryota, Viridiplantae, Streptophyta, Magnoliopsida, Cucurbitales, Cucurbitaceae.
UCGGUCGAGUAGAUGAGCGAAUUCAUCGCACGGCAGAGAUUUUACGACUGUAGUCUUGAGGACUGGUAAGGUCAUACCGGUCUUCGUCUGAUUCCUCAAAGCAAUCAACACAUUCCUGCGGCUGCAACUCACUUCCUCCGGCGGAUCAUUCCUCUUUCACAUCGUUGUCUGCACAUUCGCAUUCAGAUGGACUGGCAAGGGCAAAAGUUAGCGGAGCAGAUGAUGCAGAUCGUGUUGGUUGCAUCUGCCGUGGCGGCCUUUUGCACAGGCUAUAACGUGGGAUCGUUUCGGGUGAUGAUGUUGGUUUACGCUGGCGGUGUGGUUCUCACCACAUUAAUCACUGUUCCGAAUUGGGCUUUCUUCAAUCGCCACCAGCUCAAGUGGCUGGAUCCUAGCGAGGCUGAAAAAUACCCCAAGCCUGAGCCGCCUGUGGUUUUGAAGAAGAAACCUAUUAAGAAGUAGGUCAGUUUGACCGAUCUUGUUCUUGUAUUAGCAUACAGUUUGAACCAUUGGAUGUCUAGUGUCCACAGAAUGAUGAUACAUGCACCGUUGUUAUGGAUUACAAUUUUGAAGUUUUAGAGAAAGACAAUUAUCUUUUAUGCCUUUGGCUAUUGCUUUUGAUUCCUAAAUUAUCGUGAAGACAUCCUAAAAAAUUAAACUGAUCUGAUUUGUCUAGAGGAUGGACAUUGCUUGUCAUCCACACACCAGAAUAUCCAGGAAGACUUUUCAAUUUUACAUAAUUCAACAUUCCUAUGC